This is a messenger RNA of Panicum virgatum (switchgrass), 515 nucleotides long. RefSeq lists its product as uncharacterized. The record is from RefSeq and is a predicted model, not a curated record. The coding region runs from base 51 to 371 and encodes 106 amino acids. Lineage: Eukaryota; Viridiplantae; Streptophyta; Magnoliopsida; Poales; Poaceae. The transcript has 2 exons.
GAACAGAACAGAACAAUCCACAAGCACUCCAACAUUGUUCUUCUCUCCAGAUGGCCGUCGUCGUCAAGAGCAACGCAACGAGGGUGGCUUUGUGCGCUGCUCUUUGCAUUCUUGUGAUGGCGUCUUCAGCCCUCUCCAACCUCGUAGUGGUCAAGACGGAUUGUUUCCACAUGGACCCAUGCACUUUCAGGAAGUGCGCCGAUGAGUGUCUGCACAGGGCCAGAACGGAAGACAAGCCCGUGAAGAAUAGCUGCGACACGCCCAAGGAGUGCUGCUGCAGAUACUACGAGUGGCAUCCCUCUCCUCCGCCGCCGCACCACGCCGGAGUAGCUGCCGCCGCAGAGGGUGACGACGGUGGGUUCCUUGGUUGAGAAACCGGAGACGCCGAGGCUAGGAUUUCAUGGAUGCAGCCGAUAUCCGAAUGCAGAAUGCUCUUGCGUGUAAUGCGUUCCAUGAUAUAGCAUGUUUGUAUCCAAAUAAACCUAAUGAAAUAAAUGUGUACUCUUUUUUCCUUU